AUGGCUCCGCCUGCGAAGCGCCGCCGGCGGAACACGGUUGAUUCGGCCGACGAUCACGAUGACGACGCCGACUACAACGACGGACAGCCGCAGACGCGCGCCAACACCCUCACCAACUUUCUCCUCUCCUCCCCGAGCUCUCCCACGAAGUCCCGUAUAGCUACCGCGUCCCCGAGCCCCAGCAAAGGCCGCGGCGCCGCCUCCAAGAAUGGCACCAGUCCCAGGAAGAACUCGCUGUCCAACAACGGUGCCAGCCCAAGCCCCCGCAAGACGAGGGGCGCUGGUCGAGGCAGCGAUGAAAAGGGCAAGAGCGGAGACUUGAAGCUUCUAUUCUCGAAGCAGACACAGCGCGCGUCCAAGGCCCCGGCCGUGGGCAGCGAGAAAAGAGCGCUGCCGCUUGACGACAUCAUCAGCGACCCCAUCUCGGAAGAUGACGAAAUUUCCGACCUCAAGGCAAGCUCAGCGAGCCUAGUCGGUCAACAUGCGCGCAAAAGACAAAGAGGUCUCGGUCAAAACGCGUCAUUAGACACGACGACAUCCAGCCAGCGAUUCUUGAAGCCGCCACGGCCAAUCAACACCGACGACGGCGACCUUCGACCCUGGUCCGAACGAUUCGGUCCGCGAAACCUGGACGAGCUCGCAGUACAUAAAAAAAAGGUGUCCGACGUCAGACGAUGGCUGGAAGAAGUGAUCAGCGGCAGGCUGCGGCAACGUCUGCUCAUCCUGAAAGGCGCUGCAGGGGCUGGCAAGACAACGACCGUCCGCCUGCUGGCCAAGGAGCUAGGCUGCGACCUUCUCGAAUGGAGAAACCCUGUCGGCAACGCAGGCACGGGAUUCGUAUCCUCGUCGGCCCAGUUCCAGGAAUUCCUCGGUCGUGGAGGCAAGUUUGGCACUCUGGACCUUGAUAGCCCGCCACCGACCGCUACCGGUCCCAGCAACGCAAACACGGAUAAUGACAAACGAAUCAUGCUCAUCGAAGAGUUUCCAAACACGUUUUCCAGAUCAUCUUCCACACUGUCGUCUUUUAGGGGAGCGUUGCUACAGUUUCUAUCCAGCCAUGUGCCGUCACACUCCAUGUUCUCGCAACAGAGCCGGCGAGAGCCCGCCAAACCAGUGAUUUUGGUUAUUUCAGAAACGCUUCUCACAACGACAUCAGCGUCCGCCGAUAGUCUGACUGCGCAUCGCCUCCUCGGGCCAGAGAUUCUAGGCCAUCCAGGAGUUGGCGUGAUAGAGUUCAACGCUAUUGCUCCUUCGCUACUGGCUAAAGCGCUUGAGCUGGUCGUGCUGAAAGAAGCAAGAAAGUCAGGUCGACGGCGGACACCCGGACCGCUGGUAUUGAAGAGGCUGGGUGAAAUCGGAGACGUCCGCAGCGCAAUUUCGUCGCUCGAGUUUCUGUGCCUCAAAGGUGACACAAAUGCUGAUUGGGGUGCCAAGGUGGCUUUCACAAAGCAGAAGAAAAGCACCAAAGACGCCAUCGGUAUGACUCAGGGUGAGCAAGACAGUCUAGAGCUCAUGUCCCAGCGAGAAGCCAGUCUGGGCAUAUUCCACGCUGUCGGCAAAGUCGUAUAUAAUAAGCGAGAGGAAAAAGCUGCCGGUGACGAGGCAGAGAUCUUGCCCAACUACCUCUCGCAGCACUCACGACCACAAAAGUCGCAAAUAGCAGUCGACACUCUGAUAGGGGAAACAGGCACAGACACACAUACAUUUAUUGCGGCUCUACAUGAAAACUACAUACUGUCCUGCGAAAGCACCGGCCCAAUGGAUCUUUCCACACCGAUGGACUAUGUCAACGAAUGCAUAGAGCAUCUAUCGCUUAGCGAUCUAAUGUGUCCUUCGCAAGACGUCUUCUUUGGCGGACGCGGUGGCUUUUCUGGCAGAGACUCGGGCAGCCAUGUUCUUCGACAAGACGAAAUGAUGUUUGAGGUGGCUGUCCGCGGCAUGCUCUUCUCACUCCCCAACCCAGUCAAGCGCAAAACAACAGGCAUGGCUAGAAGCAGCGACGCCUUCAAGAUGUUUUAUCCCGCGAGCCUGAAGCUCUGGCGCGCCAAGGAAGAGAUUGGCGGCCUCGUCGACGUGUGGUCCUCGCGAAUGCUCCGAGGCGAAGAGCAGGUCGCCAAAAAAGAACUGACAGAUGGCGCCAAUGCAUUCCGUCGCGCUCCUCUUCUAGCCGCAUCGUCAACGCAGAUGAGCCAAGCCAGCCAACCCCCCUCGACAAAGCCGCAGGAUUCUAGCGUAGUAGAAGACGACAGCAGCGCACCACCCCCGCUGUCACUGGGCAGCGCAGCCCGAAGAGAGCUUCUGCUUGAGAGGCUGCCCUACAUGGCGCAGAUUGCCCGCGCACGCCGAAACGGUCCGCGGAUGCGCGAGCUGGAAAAAAUUGUUUCGUUAAGCGGCAUAUCCGGCCCCAACGAUGACGAAGAGGAUGUAGAUGACGAGGCGGGCGCGGGCGCCGGGGAGGCAUGGGCGACGGAUAAGCCGUCCGAAGAAGCGAGCCCAAGGAAGAAGCGCACGGGGAUCAAGUCGAGCGCCGUGACGAGCAUGCUCGCGCAGAAGCUGGUGCUAAGCGACGACGACAUUGAAGACUAG
Akanthomyces muscarius is the source of this 2586-nucleotide messenger RNA. RefSeq lists its product as uncharacterized. The record is from RefSeq and is a predicted model, not a curated record. Gene Ontology annotation, biological process: DNA damage checkpoint signaling; mitotic DNA replication checkpoint signaling; DNA repair. The transcript has a single exon. Lineage: Eukaryota; Fungi; Ascomycota; Sordariomycetes; Hypocreales; Cordycipitaceae. Gene Ontology annotation, molecular function: chromatin binding. Bases 1 to 2586 code for a protein of 861 amino acids.